Zootoca vivipara (common lizard) is the source of this 5635-nucleotide messenger RNA. RefSeq names its product niban apoptosis regulator 2 (gene NIBAN2). Lineage: Eukaryota; Metazoa; Chordata; Lepidosauria; Squamata; Lacertidae. The record is from RefSeq and is a predicted model, not a curated record.
AAAAGGAGUGUCCCGGGGAAGGGAGAGCCUGGGAGUUGUAGGCGAGUUGUGCGCGAGGCAAGGCCAGCUGGGACCAAACCGCGUCCGCCUAUUCCUCGCUUGCUCAUGGAGUGGGUUUCCUGGCGGGGCACGUCUUCGUUUUCCUCUCCUCUACGCCUUUAGCUGGGGCUUGGCUUUUCUCCAGCCGCUGCUUCUUCCUUAUCCUCUUCGUCCUCUCCUUGCGUCUCGAGCUCUCCUUCUCCACCAUGGGGGACGUGAUCUCGGCACACCUGGACGACAGCAGGCGGCAGUUCAUCACAGAAAAGACUGGUAAGGUCCUGGCCGAGUUUUGCCAGUUCUAUGAGGAACAGUAUGGUGUCUCCCUCUUCAACAGUGUCCGGUAUGAAAUUGAAGGCAGUGGUGGACCCCAGGCUCAGCUACUGCGCCGCAAGGUUCCACUGGAGGCACGUACCAUUUUCUCGGGGAAUCUGUUCCAGUACAUGGAAGAAAACAAGAAGUGGAGGAACCGUUUCAGUGUCGUGCCCCAUAAUUAUGGGCUGGUGCUGUAUGAGAACAAACUGGCCUAUGAGAGAGGUCUCCAGCCUCGAAUUCUCAUCAACAGUGCUGGCUACAAGAUCCUCACCUCCUUGGAGCAAUACCUGGACCUGGUCAAUAGCAAUUUGCCAGGUUCUGCACCCAAAUCGGGCAACACCUCUGUCUUCAAAUGCCCCACAGAGUUCCCUCUCAUCCUAUGGCACCCUUACGCCCGGCACUACUACUUCUGCGUGAUGACUGGGAAGGAGCAUGAGAAGUGGCGAGCCGUUUUCCAGGACUGUGUGCGCCACUGCAACAAUGGUAUUUCUGAGGACAACAAGGUGGAAGCUCCUGCUUUCACUGAUGCCGUCCGCAUGUACCGCCAGUCUAAGGACCAGUAUGGCACAUGGGACAUGCUUUGUGGCAAUGAAGCACAGGUCUUGAGCAACUUAGUGAUGGAGGAACUUCUUCCUGAGCUGAAGAACAUGAUUGGGCCCCGCCUGAAGGGCAAAAUCCAAGAGAGACACAGAGUUUGGAUCCAGGUCUCUGACGCUGUGUACAGGAUGGUCUACGACCAGACAAAAGCCCAGUAUGACGAUGCUGUGGUUAAAUGCGAGGUUGAGAAGCCUGGGAUGACCAGCACCAUCCGCACAGAUAUGGAUCAGAUCAUCCAAUCGAAGGAGCACCUGGCCAGCAAAAUCCGAGCCACAGUCUUCUCCAAAGCAGAGGUCUGUGUUCGGAACCACGUCCAGCCUUACAUCCCUUCCAUCCUGGAGGCGCUUAUGAUCCCCACCAGCCAGGGCUUUGCCGAGGUGCGGGAAGUCUUCUUCAAGGAGGUGACCGACAUGAAUAUGAACAUCCUCAACGAAGGGGGAAUGGAGAAAAUGGGGGAGUACAUGGAGAACCUUUCCCAGCUGGCUUUCCACCCAGUCAAGAUGCAGCCCUGCUAUGAGAAGAUGGACCAGUUGAAGCUGGAAGGGCUGCAGCAGAGGUUUGACGUCUCCAGCGCCUCUGUGUUUAAGCAGCGGGCCCAGAUCCUGAUGAGACAGCAAAUGGACGAUACCGUCUACACCUUUGAGACGCUCCUUCACCAGGAGGUGGGGAAAUCGCCAGACAAAGAUGAGCUCUGCAAAACCAUUCAGCGUAUCCUGGAGCGGGUGCUUAAGAAAUACGACUAUGACAGCAGCACUGUAAGGAAGAAGUUCUUCCGGGAGGCCCUGCUCCAGAUCACCAUUCCCUUCCUGCUGAAGAAGCUGGCCCCCACUUGCAAAGGGGACCUCUCAAGAUUCCAGGAACUGAUUUUUGAGGAUUUUGCCCGUUUCAUCCUGGUGGAGAACACCUACGAAGAGGUGGUAUUGCAAUCUGUCAUGAAAGACAUCAUGAUGGCUGUCAAGGAGGCAGCAGUGCAGCGGAAGCACAACCUGUACCGCGAUAGCAUCGUGAUGCACAACAGUGACCCCAACCUCCACUUGCUUGGUGAGGAGACACCCAUCAACUGGGAGGAGGAGUUCGGCAAGCAGUCGGACUCAGACCCACCAGAUGAGAAGCAGCGCCGGGCCAAGCAAGUCGUUUCAGUCAUCCACGUUGACGAAGAGGCCCUGCCCUACGAGGUCACUUCCCUGGAGGGGUCCCCAGGUGCAGCUGAGCUGGAGCUCGAGGGGGCGGACCGCAGUCCUUCUCCUCCUGUGCAGGGGUCCCCUGACAGCGUGAAGGACCUUCGUACGAUGCUGGUGAAGGAGUUCUGCGUCAAUGCUCCACUUGAGAAGGCUGAGGCCCAGCUGGGCAAUGGCACCAUUUCCCAGAGGAGCGAAGUAGACCCCAAACACAGGGAGGGGAAGGAGGAGGAGGCCACCACCGGGGAGACAGGCAAGCACACGCUAAAACAUUCCGCUGAGUGCCAGGGGGAGGCGCAGGAGGAUACGGACUCCAUGCCCACUUCUCCUGCCCAAUCGCCUUCCCUGGCUGCCGACGGAGGGUCCUGUGUGGGCUGCCUUGAGUCUAGCGAUAAGGAGACAGGGGAGGAGACGGGGGUACAAGUGGUGGUGAGCCCAGUUUGUGAGACGAGCAUGGAAUCCUCUGUGGAGAACAGCCAUGGGGCUACAGAAGGCAGCGAAGGGGUGCAGACUCAGUUCUAGGACAGCCGCCCCACCUCUUAUGCAAGAGGGUUCCUCUCUUGGCUGUGUCAAUGCCAAAGGCAGACUGGAAUUGGGGGACCCUGUGGGGGGCGGUGUGGGGGGGAGGAAGGCAGGGUGAGGGGAGAGCAAAGCACCUAAAGUUGAUUCUUUGGCCUCCUUAAUUUGCAUGUGCUCAGUCCAUCCAGAGAAGUAUUGGGGGGGCACAGGGAAUGGGAUGGAGGAGCCCCAGAAAUAGUAUCAGUUCUUCUAGUUCUUGGGACUAUGCUGACCUUUCUGAGCUUCUGUAAACCUAGAAUUAGGUUGGCUUCCUCACUUUCCUUUCCUUUCCUUUGCACCUUUCGUUCACAAUUGGCUCGUCAGGGGUCUCCUUCCCCCAUUCCAAUUCUACUGAAAAGACACUUUACCUUGGAUGCCAAUGAAUGUUUGGGGUACAGGAACAGAGUGACAGCUGCUUCCCUUCUCCUUGCCCUCCACUAUAAAGAAAAUGCUUUUCUGCAUUUCUUCCAACCCACCUUCAUUCUCUUGGAACUUGGUUGUCUUUUAAUCCAGUCUCGUUGCCCCACUGAUCAUUAUAUAUUUUUUUAAGGGUAGUUAUCUUCUUUUAACUGUUUCACAAGUAAGAAAAUCUCAUCACCUGUGCAUCUCCAGCUCUUUUCCCCAGGGCUGACAGCCAUGUCCUAGUAUAGUUCUGCAACCUCCAUCACUUGGAGAGAUUUGAGGAUCUGGGUAGGAAUAUUAGCUGCAGGGCCUAGUAGGUAGAGCCAGCGAGUCCCUUUUCGCUAGAGAAUGACGAUGCAGAUGAAGGUUAGAGAAACCGGAUGUUAAGGCCGAACGAGGGAAGUGUGUAGCAGAAAGCAGUGAACAUAUGUGGAUGAGGGCAAAGCUGCAGAGUAAGUUUUCUUCCCUGCCCAGGGAGGGGGUCAAGUAACAUACAUAUUGUAGGUCUACCACCAAUGCAAGAAACUGGGUAGAUGUGUUAGUGGUGAUGGCUUGUAUCCAAUACUCAUCCUACUCGGAGUAGGCCUCUCUCUGCGCCCAAUUUAUAGGCAAGGAAAAUGAUAAGGGAACUUGCCCGCUUUGUUUUAGAACACUUUCUUCAUUGGUGGUGCUGGGUGGUUGGGGAAUGCAGACUGGAUGCCAUAGCAAUGGGUUGCCCCAUUGAAAGUGUGCAUACGUGCGUGCACUAUUGGAUUUACAAAAAAUAUCCACUUUUCUUUUUACCCCUGGUAGGUAAAAAGAAUGUGGUUAUUGCCUCCUGGAGCUUCUAGGGAUUGUGCCGAAACUUAGUCCUUGCUUGGAGGCAGACCCACUGAAAUUAAUAGACGGAAAAGGGUGGGGUAUAAAGCCUGGUACAGAUGAAACUGAGAGGAGAUAUGAUAGACAUCUUCAAAUGCCUAAAGGGCUGCCACAUGGAGGAUGGAGCAAGCUUGUUUUCUCCAGAUCCAGAGGACCCAAACCAACAUCAGGAAGAACUUUCUGUUGGAAAGAGCUGUGUGACAGUAGGAGUGUCUCCUUCCACAUGAUGGUGGACUCUCCUUCCUUGGAGGUUUUAAAGCAGAGGUUGGAUGGUCAUUGGUCAUGGAUGCACUAGCUGAGAUUCCUGCAUUGCAGGGGGUUGGACUAGAUGACCCUUGGGGUGCCUUCCAACUCUACAGUUCUACAAUUCUGUGAAAUCAAUGUAUAAUAUUAAUAAUAUGGUGAACUUGGGCACAUGUCAGUGAGUCUGCUCUGAGUAGGGUAGCUUUGGAUGCACCGCUGGGUGUUCCUGUUACCUGAGAGUUAACUCACUCAUUUCUCAGCAUCUCAGGCUCUAGUUUAUGAGGCAAAUCAAAUUUGAGGAGCUUCAGUCAUCCCAGAAAGUGUAGGGCGGUCAAUCCUUAGCCAUGGAACAGCACUACCUCAGGACGGCUGUUCUAGAUAAUAUCCAGGUGUUGUAUAUUUGAGAGGCAAGGUUUUUUUUUCCACCAGUCCACUCUUCUUUCCCUCUUCCUCUGUGCCUCCAAAUAAUUGUUUAUCUUUAAGGCUAUUUUGAGGGACGCGGGUAGCGCUGUGGGUUAAACCACUGAGCCUAGGGCUUGCUGAUCAGAAGGUCGGCGGUUUGAAUCCUCGCGACGGUGUGAGCUCCCGUUGCUCGGUCCCUGCUCCUGCCAACCUGUCAGUUUGAAAGCACGUCAAAGUGCUAGUAGAUAAAUAGGUACCACUACAGCGGGAAUGUAAAUGGCAUUUCCAUGUGCUGCUCUGGUUCGCCAGAAGCGGCUUUGUCAUGCUGGCCACAUGACCUGGAAGCUGUACACUGGCUCCCUCGACCAAUAACGUGAGAUGAGCGCCGCAACCCCAGAGUCGGUCAUGACUGGACCUAAUGGUCAGGGGUCCCUUUACCCUUUUAAGGCUACGUGUUUGGAACCACAGGUUGGAAAGUUGAUGUGUAUAGUUGCCCUAAUGGGAAGGAGCUGAUCUCUAGAAACCUAAGUGGACACAAUGCUUCUCUGUCUUGGACCUCUGCAUGUUGUUGUGCUACAGCUGCCAUCAUCCCUGAAUGUUGGCUAAGCCUACUGGAGAUGAUGGGAGUUGUGGUCCAACAGCAUCUGGGAAAUCCAAAGUUCUAACACUGAAUGGGCCCACUGAAUGGCAGAACCUGUGGCCCUCCCACCAUCCAACUGGUUGAUGGGAACUGCAAUCAACACCUGGAGGCCUUCCGGUUCCUCAUCCCUGUCACGUUUCCUCUUCCCCAAUGGCCAAGCUAUUGCUUUUGGCUAUCAAACAUGCUUUUAUAGGCGCAGGAGGGCAGGGAAGCAAAUGGACAUGGGUACAUUUGUAUGUGUUUUAGUUAAGGGGGUGACAGAAUGACAUUUUAGAAUGAAAACAGUGAAGGCCAAUGGGGCAGCUGGCUUCCAUUAAAGUUAGAGGGAGUGGGUAGGGUGCAAGCCCACCAAAGGCUGUGCAGAACUAUUGUACACUUUUCCAAAGGGCUAUGGGAAGGCUGUGAA